CUUCAUGACAACCAAGAUAUUCGAAAUAAUGCAAAUGACCAAAUACAUAUUUGUCGAAACUAAAUAAAAAUAGAUAAUACUACUACUAUUUUAGGCAGGUUCAAGAUUAUUCAACAUUUCAGUUGUUUGAAUUCGACCAUAACCGUUUGUUGGUUAAAUUCCUACCACUUCAUUCUUAUUAGAUUCUGUUAUUCUUCGUGCUGAUUUACUGCGUAGUUAUCCGCAAUGCACGCCUGUUGUAGAGCAAUUGGACUCAAAUUCGCAAAACCUUUGCGAAAAUUUUCCACCAAUAUAACCAAUACCGACAACAUUCCAUCUCGAGCGUUUCUUUAUGUGCCUGCAUCCGAUACAAGGAAGCUAGCAAAAGCUUACGACCUGAAAGUUGAUUGCCUGGUGUUAAACUGUGAGGAUGGCGUUGCUCUCAACCAGAAAGAUGUAGCUAGGAAAAAUGUGUUGGAUAUACUUAACAAUGACCAAAGAGCAAAAUUUGCCGCAGAUAUCGUAAGCGUGCGAGUGAAUGAUCUGGCCACACCAUUUUUUGAAGAUGAUUUCAAGUCAAUUCUGACUGCAAACCAGAAACCUGAAAUGAUCAUCAUACCAAAAGUAAAUGAUCCAGCAGAAAUGUCCAAAAUUGCUGGAAUCUUCCACAAGUACAAAUCAAAUCAUAUACCAGACAUUAUCAUCUGCAUUGAGAGUGCCAAAGCAGUAAUGCUGCUGCAAGAAAUCUGUGCAGAGGCUUUCAAGCAAGCAGAUAGAUGUAAUUUCGCGCCGGUCGGUCUACUUUUCGGCGGAGAUGAUUAUUUAGCCAGUAUCGGGGCGACGAAGACGUCUGACCACAUGGAAAUCAUCUACGCACGGCAGAAACUCGUCAACGUGGCGAAGGCAUUUGGCUUACAAGCGAUAGACAUCGUCCACAUCAAUUAUAAAGAUCUGAACGCGCUGGAAGAGCAGUGUAAGCAGGGAAUGAGAAUGGGAUAUACUGGCAAACAGGUUAUUCAUCCAAUGCAGGUAGAGACCGUUCACAAAUGUUUCUCGCCGAAUUCCGAGCAGAUUGAAUGGGCGACGGCGCUCAUCAGUGAAUUCACCGCUCACGAAGCAAAAGGCGCGGGUGCCUUCACAUUCAGAGGGAACAUGAUUGAUGCUCCUUUAAUGAAACAGGCAAGAAACAUCAUCAAGUUAGCAAACAAGUAAUUGUAUCUUAAUAUUUUUGAUUUGACUUUGAAUGCAAUUUGGUCUCAAGACAAUGAAAAAAUAAAGUUUUUAGAUAUUGACAA
Dalotia coriaria is the source of this 1274-nucleotide messenger RNA. Its product is annotated as citramalyl-CoA lyase, mitochondrial-like. Lineage: Eukaryota; Metazoa; Arthropoda; Insecta; Coleoptera; Staphylinidae. The record is from RefSeq and is a predicted model, not a curated record. Bases 226 to 1191 code for a protein of 321 amino acids. Gene Ontology annotation, biological process: regulation of cobalamin catabolic process. Gene Ontology annotation, molecular function: (S)-citramalyl-CoA lyase activity. The transcript is spliced from 5 exons.